This is a messenger RNA of Funneliformis mosseae, 175 nucleotides long. NCBI's taxonomy places the organism in Eukaryota, Fungi, Glomeromycota, Glomeromycetes, Glomerales, Glomeraceae. The record is from the annotation of a GenBank genome assembly.
UCUGAAGCUCGAUCCCGAAGGUUUAAAAUUUCCGAAGUUAAAAAUCCCCGAUCAAGCUUGGAUAGAUGACUUACCUAAAGAUGACGAAAACAAAGUUGUUCCAACCAAAGUCUCUCUUGUAGCUGUUAAAGCACAAUUUCGAAAAGGUUGUCAAAGUGAAAAAAAAUAUUUAUAG